This is a messenger RNA of Xyrauchen texanus (razorback sucker), 901 nucleotides long. Its product is annotated as DNA-directed RNA polymerases I, II, and III subunit RPABC1-like. The record is from RefSeq and is a predicted model, not a curated record. The transcript is spliced from 7 exons. NCBI's taxonomy places the organism in Eukaryota, Metazoa, Chordata, Actinopteri, Cypriniformes, Catostomidae. Bases 129 to 761 code for a protein of 210 amino acids. Gene Ontology annotation, molecular function: DNA binding; DNA-directed RNA polymerase activity. Gene Ontology annotation, cellular component: RNA polymerase II, core complex; RNA polymerase I complex; RNA polymerase III complex. Gene Ontology annotation, biological process: DNA-templated transcription.
UUCAGCGGUAAAACUGGAAAAGAUGCAGGCAUUGAUUUUGACACAUAUUUAGGGUCCUUAAGCGCCACUAUAAGCACGUGGCUGUGAGAUCCGGAAGUGCGCGUGAUUUGAAAACAAUCCAUUUGUGAAUGGAUGACGAAGAGGAGACAUAUCGACUAUGGAAAAUUCGGAAGACCAUAAUGCAGCUCUGUCAUGAUCGAGGAUACCUGGUGACUCAAGAUGAGCUGGACCAGACAUUGGAUGAGUUCAAAGGUCAGUUUGGUGACCGACCCAGUGAGGGGCGACCCAGACGGACCGACCUCACCGUGCUGGUCGCUCACAACGACGACCCCACCGACCAGAUGUUUGUUUUCUUCCCAGAGGAGAUGAAAGUGGGCAUCAAGACUAUUAAGAUGUACUGCCAGCGAAUGCAAGAGGAAAACAUCGCCAGGGCCAUUAUCGUAGUCCAGACGGGCAUGACGCCAUCUGCUAAACAGUCUCUGGUAGACAUGGCACCAAAGUACAUCCUGGAACAGUUUCUACAGCAAGAGCUGCUUAUAAACCUCACCGAGCACGAGUUGGUUCCUGAACACAUCGUGAUGACAAAAGAGGAAGUGACGGAGCUGCUGGCUAGAUAUAAACUCAAGGAGAGCCAGUUACCCAGAAUUCAGUCUGGUGACCCUGUGGCUCGAUAUUUUGGGCUGAAACGAGGGCAGGUUGUGAAGAUCAUCAGGCCCAGUGAGACCGCUGGACGAUACAUCACAUAUAGACUUGUACAGUGAAGUCGUAGUCUGAUGGAGCCCUCCGAUGUGGUGACCGACGGGCUUUUUGCAUUUUCUUUGUUUUUUUAUACACUAGAAAUAAUUGUUUGAGUUUCACGUGAAAGAUUUAUGACCGGAAUUAAAUAUUUAUACUCUGCAUU